GUGCCACGAUUGCUCAAUUCAGUAAUACAUGGAAAAGUUUCAUAGAGAAUCCUGCUCUUUUAGCCAGCAGACUUCAUUAAUAAACACGUCACAGUGCUCAUAUAUCUUAUUUUUUUCUUUCAAUUAUUCUCUUUUCGCGCAUACGCGUUAAACAUACAUCAUGUCGACACCUACAGCACCCGCCGGUAACAAUGUUACGACACCGGGUUCGCAUGCUUCUCCUACACCUGUGCAGCACCAAUCGCCACAGGUACAGAUUUCACACCAUCAAAGAAAAGAAGUUGCAGUUAUUUUUGUGGUUGAUGGAACAGCUCGUAUGAAACCUCACUUCAAGACACUGUGUGAAGCCUAUGUUGAGCCUAUCCUCAAACAGUUACGUUCACCAAGUGUAUUAGAAGGCGAAGACGGGCAAACAAAAACUAAAAUUACUCCUGUGCUUAAAUAUGGACUUGUGGUCUUUGGUGAUUAUGAGCCAUUAUCGGUUGCCACUGUCGAUCGAAAAUAUUUUACUUCAGAUCCAAUCUUGUUUCAAGAUGUAUUCUCAAGUAUAGUAUGUGAAAAUGGAGGCAUUAUCAACAAUGCAGUAGAAGAAGGCAUGGUGGCAGCAUUAGAGUUAUUUGAUGAAUAUAGAGACGAAUUAGAAGGAAGAGAGGCUGUUCAACAUUGUAUUUUGGUGUCAAACAGUUUGCCUUACAAGAUUGGUGCUCGAUGCAAUUUAGUAGAAAAAUACGAUGGCCUUGUUUUGAAUGACAUUGCAAAUGAAAUGAAGAAGUCCAAUAUCAAAUUGUCAUUGAUUGCACCUCAAGGCAAUUGCAAAGAUUUAGAAGAGAUUGUAACACAAGUAAACGAUCAAAAGACUGAAUUAAAUACAGUAACAAAGACAAUACUCCCUACGCAUUUAGUGAUGCUCGCAGGCUUCAAAUUACCUGUUGUAGUAGCACCACCGCCACAGCCUGCUACAGAAACCAACAAAAACAAUACACGACAAGUCAUUGUGGGAUCACCUCAAUCAACUACUAGUGAAAAUAGUAAAAAGCGAAAAAGAGAAAAUGUACCUGGACAAAUCAGUUUACCUAAACCUUCAUUUGAUGGCAAGAGUUUUGUUGAAUCAAACAAUCUUGUUAAGAAACAUGUCAAAAAGGAAGAACAAGCAGAAGCAGAGACGAAUACUUCUUCAGUGCCUACAGAAGCUCCUGUUGUUGUUGAUCAACUUGUCAUAAGCACACCUCCUGCAAAAUCAUCGCCUGUAACACAAACAGUUCAACAGCAACCUCAAAUGGGAGUACCUCAGCAGGUACAAAUGCAACAACAACAGCCUCAACCCAUUCCUCCUCAACCUCAACAACAACCUUCUCCUCAAAUACCAUUACAGCAGCAAUUGCAGCAAAUUCAACUGCAACAGAUGCAACAAUUACAACAACAACCACAACAACCACAACAACCACAGGCAAGGCCACCUCAAAUAUCACAAGCUAUGGCAAGAACCAUGCAACAGAACCCAUUGCAGUUCCAACAAUAUCUUUUACAACAGCGUAAUAACCUAAUUGCACAAGGUGCCAAUAUGACACCUCAACAACAGACCCAGUUGCAGUCCAUUCAAGCUGCCUUAUUGAAAUUAGGUGAUCAGUUAAGACGUGCAAGUAAUGGAAAUCAACAGCCUGCCACGGCUACACCUAACGCGUCUUCCCCUAUGCCAUUUGCAGCUACUGUUGCUAAUCCUGGAGGAUUGCAAGUGCGGCCCGAGAUCAAUAAUGCUAAUAACAACUUGAUGCAGAAUCCAUUGCAACAACAGCCGCUAAAUCUAAGUAAUAUACCCGCUAAUUUAACACCGCAACAACGCAUGUUGAUUGCUGCACAACUUGCUCAAAGAGCACAACAACAGCAACAACAGCAGCAGCAGCAACAACAACAACAAAGCCCUCAGCAACAAGGUGGCAUAAGACCUCCUGCUAAUAUAAACGAUUUACAAGCACAAUUACUGCAACAACAACAACAACAACAACAACAACAACAACAACAACAACAACAACAACAACAACAACAACAACAACAACAACAACAACAACAACAACAACAACAACCACAGCAGCAGCCACAGCAGCAGCAACAACCACAGCAACAACCACAGCAACAACCACAGCAACAACCACAGCAACAGCCACAGCAACAGCCACAACCACCUCAACCACAGCAGCCACAACAACAGCCACAACAACAGUCCCAGCAAACUACGGAACAACAAACUGCUCAACAACAUGCUUCUCAGCAGCAACAAACGCAACCUAUUCCAGAGCAACAGCAACCAGGUGGUAUGCCUGCACACCCUAUCUGGACUGGCCAAAUUGUAUGGCAUAUUAAGACACCCGAGGGACAAUUGCAAGAAUUCAGUUGUCACUGUGGCGCAUUUGCUAUCACAUUAAAAGGCAUCAAUGUGAGCUUGGAUGAAUACCAACCUGAUAUAUGGCCUUCACGUAUUCAGAUUGCUGGACGAUCACCUUUGGCAAGAGCACAAUUUUUGCAAAGACAGGCAAUAGAUAACAAACUACCUUUCUGUCAAUUCAGACCUUUAAGCACAAGCAGUCAACAAGACCAGACUAAUUUUGCUUUACUUGUCCGCAAUCUCGAACAAAAGAAAUAUAUUGCAACUGUUGUGUUCAAUUUAGGUGCAAGUCAAGGUACAGAACCUCACGGUGUUGUCUUGACCCAUACAACCGGUAAACUGAUUGGUAUUGUGUUUACGCGAGUCCCUUUGCCUGAUUUGAAUGCGAAUAAUGGAACGCCUAUGCUUCCUACUUCUAUGCCACAACAAGCACAAAACAAUAUACCACCUACAGGACCUAAUGCGCCUGUCUCGACCAAUACAAACAUCAAUCCUGCCAUGUUGGCUAACUUACAAAACACAGCUAAUAUGGUCUUGUUAAAUGCUACCAACAAUACAAAUGUACAGCAUUUACAGAAUGCACUAAGACAACAGCAACUGAUGAACAUGGCUAAUAACCCAUCUAAUCAGCAACAACCACAACAACAGCCACAAAAUCAAGGACAGCAACCACAACAGACAAUGAAUGGGUUAAAUGCAAAUAGUUUGCUGCUAUCUAAUAUCAAUUUGGGAGGCAAUAAUCCUGCUGUCAUGAAUGCUUUAAACGCAAAUAAUUUGUUAAAUAUGAAUAAUAUUAAUAUGGCUAACCUUGCUAACUUGAGCAACUUGCAGCCUAAUGCUGUUCGAGAUUUACAGCAAAGAAUUUUUUUAGCUCGGCAACAACAGCAACAGCAACAGCAACAACAACAGCAGCAAAAUGGACAACAUCCUCCAGGAAUGCAAUAAUAAAAUUUAUUUGAUACAUGAUUACAUUUGACCACAUUCUGUUAAUAAAAGUAGCUUAGUAUACAUACUAACCAGCCAACUUGUGUUGUGUAUCUUACCAGUGAUUUUAACGGGCAACUUGGGGCGGUUGUUUGGACCCGUAGA
This is a messenger RNA of Gilbertella persicaria, 3469 nucleotides long. Its product is annotated as mediator complex subunit 25 von Willebrand factor type A-domain-containing protein. The transcript is spliced from 9 exons. Bases 161 to 3325 code for a protein of 1054 amino acids. Gene Ontology annotation, biological process: positive regulation of transcription by RNA polymerase II. Gene Ontology annotation, cellular component: mediator complex; transcription regulator complex. The record is from RefSeq and is a predicted model, not a curated record. Lineage: Eukaryota; Fungi; Mucoromycota; Mucoromycetes; Mucorales; Choanephoraceae.